UAUUUCAUAUUUUUAUUUCACACGUCGCUUCAAUGGAUUGUGGUCGUUAAUUCGUGUUUUCCGUAAUUUUUUGCGGAAAUAUUCCUGUGAAUAGUUUCUAUUUUCCUAAAUAGAACACUGCGACGCUCCUAAAUUCCAACAGUUUGUGUUUCUGGUCAGUGAAGUUGUUUUUUUUUCAAUUGGACGCAAAUGGAUCCAAACGAUGCCAGCCUAACCUGCGUGACAACCGUUGAGUGGCUGAACGCCACGGGAACGACAAUCAAAAAGGUUUCCUACAAGCAGGCGACGCUCCGAUUGGUUCGGAAUACAUUACAGGAGUUGUUUCUGGAGAUUGCGGGCGAGAAAGCACAACCAAUCAAACUGAAGUUAAAAGGAAUCAAUGUCCACUCUAAAUUCAUGGCCGAGGGAAAGGCUUCAAUCCGUUUCAACGAGGAAAAAUGCACUAUGUUUCUGUCCAAUGCGCCCCCGGGACUGCUGGUUCAGUUCUUGAAGGUGAUUUUUGUGAAAGUUACCGGACAGUCAUCGAAUGCGGAAUCGAAGCAGGAAAUGCUAAAGAAAACACGUGCCCAUUUGCUCUCGGGCAAGGCCAAUCAAUUCGAUGACGUCAGUCCAAUCACUAAUGCCGAGUUGGCGCGCGCUAGAAAACUAGCAAUUGGGUCCGGCUCCGUAACGACACCAUCCCCACCGCAGAAGCGCAAGCGUUUGUCCGGGGAAGCGGAUCGGCCACCACCGAAGAAGCUAUAUGCGCCCUCUGCCAGUUUGGAGCCGGAGGUGUUGAACGAAGAACAAAAGAUGGUCCUGAAUGCAUGCAAGUCGGGCAGGAGCGUGUUCUUCACCGGAUCCGCUGGGACCGGGAAAAGCUAUUUGCUGCGGAAAAUAAUUUCGACACUUCCGCCGGACGGAACCGUUGCAACAGCCUCCACGGGAGUGGCAGCUUGUUUGAUUGGUGGUACAACUUUACAUUCGUUUGCCGGCAUCGGAGGUGGAGAAGCUGAAUUGCAGCGUUGCUACGAGAUGGCCGCGCGGCCCAAUUCCAGCCAAAUUUGGCGAAAAUGUAAGCGACUGAUUAUUGACGAAAUUUCUAUGGUGGAUGGAGAUUAUUUUGAGAAAAUUGAGGCUGUGGCCAGAUACGUCCGAAAAUCGGAUAAACCAUUCGGGGGAAUCCAGCUGAUCCUAUGCGGUGACUUCUUUCAGUUACCUCCAGUUGUGAAGAUCGAUAGAUUCGCUCGUGGGGUGAAUUCACAGGACAACGAUAAAGGUGUCCGCUUUUGCUUCCAAACCAAGGCCUGGAAGGAAUGUGUACAAAGCAUGUACGAACUAACCGUUGUUCAUCGACAGAAGGAUCCGGAGUUUAUCGCUCUAUUGAACAGUAUUAGAAUUGGUCGCGUGACGCCGGAAAUUCGAGACCGGUUGACGUUGACCUCCAAGCAGAAAAUUGAGACUGAAGGUAUUCUGGCGACGCAGCUGUGUUCGCACACCAAUGACGCCGAUGUGAUCAACCAAUCGAAGCUUAACAAUUUAACUGGAGAGGAAAACACUUUUUACGCAACGGAUAGUGACAUUCACGCGACGAAGGUUUUAGACAAGCAGGUUCAAGCCCCCGGGAAGCUUGUUCUAAAGACGGGUGCGCAGGUUAUGUUGCUUAAGAAUCUCAAUAUAGCGGAAGGAUUAGUCAACGGUGCUCGUGGCGUUGUGAUAAACUACGUUCAGGGUUAUCCGUUGGUGAAGUUCAAGAAGCGCGAAUUGCUGGUAAAACCAGAGACAUGGGCCAUAAAAUCCGCCGGCGGUGUGAUCUGGACCCGCUCCCAGCUACCGUUGAAACUUGCCUGGGCUUUCUCGAUCCAUAAAUCCCAAGGACUCACGCUCGAUUGCGUUGAAAUGUCUCUGUCGAAGGUUUUCGAAGCGGGUCAAGCGUAUGUGGCACUGAGUAGGGCACAAAGCUUGGAUAGUGUUCGGAUUUUAGAUUUCGAUGGAAAGCAAGUUUGGGCCAAUCCCAAGGUGUUGGAGUUCUAUCGGGACUUGCGACGUCAGAUUCGUGAUCGGGACGCGAUGGCUCCUGUGGCAGUUCGGAAGACUGCGGGAGGAAUGAAAAAAUCACUCUCCGCUAUGGGCCUAACGAAGUCUAUGAUGAGUAAACCGUUGGUAACGAUCAACUAAGUGAUACAAUUUUAUCUCACCCACCAUCUUUCCAUUAAACAAUACAUAUAUGCAAUGACUUAGUAAAAUUCAUGCUUUCGCGGCAAUAUAGAAUAAAAUUAACUUAAUACAAUAACAAAAUGUCAUAUAAAAUAAAUAUAUAUAUAUUACAAGGAAA
Toxorhynchites rutilus septentrionalis is the source of this 2314-nucleotide messenger RNA. RefSeq names its product ATP-dependent DNA helicase PIF1 (gene Pif1). Gene Ontology annotation, biological process: DNA repair; telomere maintenance. Lineage: Eukaryota; Metazoa; Arthropoda; Insecta; Diptera; Culicidae. The record is from RefSeq and is a predicted model, not a curated record. The transcript has 3 exons. Gene Ontology annotation, molecular function: DNA helicase activity. Bases 190 to 2157 code for a protein of 655 amino acids.